AGACUUUAAACGGCCGCGGCGGUUGCUGCUCGGCGUUGGGAGCGGAGUCCCGGGACCGGCUUUCUCGAGCGGCUCCAACCGGCUCGGCGGUGGCUUUCAGCUCCCGGUCGGGUUAAGUGCCCGGUUCGCGAUACAGGAUGGCUGCAAACGCUCAGCAUCAGCACCCACAGUUUGAAAGCCUCGCCCGUGAUAUUGGAACCUGGAUUCCAACUAAGACAGCCGGACAACAUGUUGGAAGGAGUGAACAGAGUGGAGUACAGCUUUACAAAACUCAGUUGCAAUUCAAUAAAGCCAUCUCAGGUGAAGCAUCCAACCUUGCAAUGAGAUUUUCAGAGCCCAGUCCCAUUAUAAUUGAAAAGCUAAGAAAACCCAAUGAAAGCAGUGUGCACCUGAAUGCCGGAAGAAGUUCAGACGAUGGGCUUCAAUUUUCUGCCGUGUCUGAAGACAAACUGAACGCGGCUGUUAAAAUGGCAAAGCGAGACUUGAGGAGAAGGCAGCUGGAGGAAAAAGUGAAGGAUUACGUGUACAAACGUGGUCAAACUCGAACAGAAGUGCCCAAACCUCCUGGGCGAGGCAAGGCAAAACCUGUUGAGAACGUCGCAGAGGGCAAGAGUCAGUCAAAGGGGAAGAACUUUGUAAAACCUGGACGUAGAGAUUCCAAAGAAGAGUUUACAGAAUCUGGUGCAAGGGUUUAUAUCUACACCCCAGACUUUAGCCAGACAAGGCUUGCCCAAUCUGAUUCACCAUUGUCUCGCGAGGAACCCACUCGUGACCCAGGACAUCAGCUGAAUCGCCCCAGAGUGUCCAACCGCAAUAAAGACAUCCAGGAAAUCCAUAGACUGAGAUCAGAACUUAGCAAGUACAUUCAGAAAAUCGAGGAGCUUGCCAGGAAAGAGAAAUGUGUGGAUGUCCUUGACCCCGAUGAAGAACACAGAGCACAGAAAAAGAGGCAAGAACAGGGCAUUCGCUCAGCGCGGAUGCUGUAUGUUCUGCAGCAGCAAGCAAAUGAAAUCCAGGAAGAGAUAGAAAAGGAACAUCCACCAGGAAUAAAGCACACCAAGAAAUCCCGAGCCAUGUCUAGGUUGGUAGCCGCCCACCGAGGAGCCAUUCGUGCCUUACAACUGCUUGUCAAUCAGCAAAUGGAGCAGCAGGUUCCUGUGCAGUGCAAGGAGCUGGGCCAGUUGAUUCGACAGCUAUCUCUUUGCUCUGCCAGACUGGAAACUGACUUGGACGCUUCCCUCUCCGAUUCCAUUAUUGACGUCCUCCAGCAAGUUGAAGACCUUGAUUGGGAGCUCGGUAAACAGCAGCCGCAAAAUAAAUCAUACGAAGCCUCACAGAAGGCUCAAAGUUCAUCUCUGCUAAACCGAGUCAAACCGCAAGGUCAACGUAGAAGCAGUUCUGCUGAAAGAUCAAGAAAAUUACCUGUCACAGGCUCACCCAAACAAUUGUCGCCCGCACGGAGACCGCUGACUGAUGACAAUCAGAACUCCCCUGAAUCUCUCAGACAGCAGUGUUCCGAUCAGAUGUCCCAAAGUCACUCCCGGCAGCAACAGCAGAAGGACGGCCCUCCAAUUCCUGAGAGGAACACAAACCUGAAGGCCGGACUCGAGGCCUCGCACAGGGCUGGAACCUCGAAGAAAGGUGUUGCAGAGAAAAGUGCAACUUCUGUUAAGAAAGGAGCAUUGUUGGCCAAUAAGUUGCAACCUGAAGGCCAGAAAGCUGCACGUCCUCUUGUAAAGAACGUGAGCUUCCAGAAGACCACGUUGUCUUCAAGACUAAAGAAAACUCAGGCAACAAGUAAAGAAAGCAGACUUCCUUGGAUACCUCCAAAUCCAACAUCCCCUCCAGGUUGUCCUCAGCGAGCUCUGUGGAAGAAGCAGGGAGCGAAAGUGAGAUCCUCCUCUCCCAAGCCCACAGGAGGAGGUGAACGGACACAGGUGGAACAAGAUAGGAAAGAGGCUGCUGAGACCGAAGCAAUCAGGUUAGCCUGGCUUGAUUCAGAGACUGCUCGCAGGAUGCAAGAACUCAAUCAACUUUGCAAACAAGAAAUGGACAGAAUACAGAAAAUGAGACCAGAAUCUCGAUCCCCCUCAAAGUUGGUUUCAAAGGCAGAAGAAGAAAUACAAGGGAGGCUUCAACCUUUGCUGGACAAAGUACAGAAUCUAACAGACUCUUGGGAGAAAAGAGAGCGAGUGAAAGAUGGAUCACUGCAACAGCAGCUAUCUUCACAAGUCACUAACAAGGCUAUAGCCAGCGCUGACCUCCUGAGUGAGAACCUAUUGGACGAGCUACUAGAGGACACGGCACAAGAACUGUGGAACUUGGAACAAAAUGCAAAAGCCCAGAAAGAGGCAGUGGUGAUGCAAGACAGCCCUACGCUGGAGACCAUGCUGCAGAGGAUGGAGGAGAUGGAAAACUAUCAGGAGGAAGUUCGCAGAAGAGUUUGCAAGAUUGAAUACGCUGAUCCUGAUUUCUGGGCUGAAGAAGAAAAACGAGAAAGAGCAUUUGUCUCCAUUGAUACGAAACCACACACUCCAAAGCCCUUCACAAUCACCAAACCCUUUGAGAAGAGUGUGCCUGAACCAGAUAUAAUACUCCAGAGGCCUUUGGAGGCUGAGGCUGAGGACUUGGCAUGGGAUGAAAGACCGCAGCCUGCUCGGAUCUCGUUACGUCCAACGCCCCAUGUGUCAUGUACCUGGAGAAAGCAAGGAAGCAAUGUAUUGUCCUUACCUGAAAGUACACUGCAAAGUAUUCGUCGUUACCAAGAGAGGUUUGACCAGCACUUAAAAAUGAUUUCUCAUGAACCCAUUGGAAAAUUCAAUCCAUGGUUAAUAACUGAAAGCUUGGCUGAAGAACUCUUGGACGAAGGUUUGCGUGAUGUAGCGGUUGAACUGCAAGACGUGUGUGAGGAGUAUGCAGAAGCUUUGUUCACUUCUGAAUUUAUGCAACCCGUGGAGUAAAAGCAGCACUCCUGAAAUAAACCAGAGCGUUUCAGCAAAGUGCCUUAAAUCACAAUAGUAAAUGUGUUCCCAUUAUGCUUCCCAAGAUACCUAUGGACUGUGAUGUGGAAAAACCAUGGUGCUUAGUGUGAUUCCCAUACAGCUCAACUCCAAAUACACUGAAUUUUUAUUUACAAACCCAAUUUUCAGCAUUGACAAUUAUCUGGGUGAUUAGAAAAAAAACAAGGGUUAGAUAUUCUUGAAGACACUAAAUUAACGAGAUUAACCAUGUGUGCUGAUAACCGAGUUCCUUUUUACUCUCAAAGUUGCCACAGUUAGUGGUGAGAGGAACGCCAAUGCGUCAAACGUAAUAUGUGACGAGUCAUUUUACUUUAACCUCAAACUUUGUCAUAAAAUUCACUGGUGGUUGGAAGCUGAGAUGUUCUGUUGAUUGGUUUAUGUAGAGAGGUUCAGGCUUUUUAAGCCAAUGUCUCAAUGCCUUCCUUGUACUCUUCAAAGAAACAAACCAUGGAAGUUUGCUUUUCCGGCGGUAAUAAUUCUUUCNAAAAAAAUUGG
This is a messenger RNA of Callorhinchus milii (elephant shark), 3515 nucleotides long. Its product is annotated as KIAA0753 ortholog. The transcript is spliced from 18 exons. Lineage: Eukaryota; Metazoa; Chordata; Chondrichthyes; Chimaeriformes; Callorhinchidae. Gene Ontology annotation, biological process: protein localization to centrosome; centriole replication. The record is from RefSeq and is a predicted model, not a curated record. The coding region runs from base 138 to 2960 and encodes 940 amino acids. Gene Ontology annotation, cellular component: centriolar satellite.